AUGGACUCUACGGAGAAUAUCUCUUCGGAAGCAACAUGGGUGGUCUCUAGUGCAGAGUUGGAUCAUGGAGUUGGGAACAUGAUCGAUGGAAAUAUCGCAACAUACUGGCAAUCCAAUGGAGAAGGUCCUCAUGUGAUCGAAAUUCAUUUUGCUUCAAGGAAAAUAAUUACUUGCAUUCGCUUUUACAUAAGUUAUGCCACAGAUACAACCUAUUCGCCUUUGCUCAUAUCGGUCCUGUAUGGAGAUGAUGGUUCUACAUUCCAAGAGUACGAAACGUUUCAAGUGGGCGAAAUCAACGACUGGUACACGUUGCAAACCACGGUGGAUGGCGAGCCGCUCAAGGCCUUUUCGCUCCAAGUGGUGAUUAGUGAGAUGCAUCACAGUGGAAAGAACACCCGACUUCGCCAGGUGGAGAUCAUUUCCCCAAAGGAAUCAUCCUCAACGUCUCUGGAUCUCUUUACCUACUCUGAUCCCUAUCUAAACACCUUUCUAUCAAUUCGUUAG
Molecule: messenger RNA, 504 nt
Organism: Blastocystis hominis
Lineage: Eukaryota; Bigyra; Opalinata; Blastocystidae
Exons: 3
Coding region: 1-504 (167 amino acids)
Biological process (GO): protein K11-linked ubiquitination; anaphase-promoting complex-dependent catabolic process
Cellular component (GO): anaphase-promoting complex
Source: RefSeq, a predicted model, not a curated record